This is a messenger RNA of Hordeum vulgare subsp. vulgare (domesticated barley), 1851 nucleotides long. Its product is annotated as pyrophosphate-energized vacuolar membrane proton pump-like. Gene Ontology annotation, biological process: proton transmembrane transport. Gene Ontology annotation, cellular component: membrane. Gene Ontology annotation, molecular function: inorganic diphosphate phosphatase activity; diphosphate hydrolysis-driven proton transmembrane transporter activity. NCBI's taxonomy places the organism in Eukaryota, Viridiplantae, Streptophyta, Magnoliopsida, Poales, Poaceae. The record is from RefSeq and is a predicted model, not a curated record. Bases 1 to 1851 code for a protein of 616 amino acids. The transcript has 7 exons.
AUGGCGAUCCUCGGGGAGCUCGGGACGGAGAUCCUCAUCCCUGUCUGCGGGGUCAUCGGCAUCGUCUUCGCCGUCGCGCAGUGGUUCAUCUUCUCCAAGGUCAAGGUCACCCCCAGCACCGCAUCCGCCGCCGCCGGCGCCAAGAACGGCUACGGUGACUACCUCAUCGAGGAGGAGGAGGAGGGCCUCAACGACCACAACGUCGUCAUCAAGUGCGCCGAGAUCCAGACCGCCAUCUGUGAAGGCCUGGCAGCAGUUUAUGCACUCGGCUACCUGUCACGGCAUCAGGAUAACAACAUUGAAAGUCUAAGAAGAACCGAACAGCUGGCUUUCUUCUGGGCAGCAUUUCUCCUCAUCCAUCUUGGUGGGCAGGACACCAUUACUGCUUUCGCCAUGGAGGAUAACGACUUGUGGUUGAGGCAUCUCUUGAAUCUGUUGACCCAAAUUGCACUAGCUUUAUAUGAAGAGGUCAAGCUGUUGGGGACGUGGCUGCAGGGCGACCGUGCCCUCACCUUCUGCCACAUCCUAGCCCGCAACACCAUCAGGGCCAAGCCAGCCCAACUCGCCUUCGGUACACAGUCAGGGCCAAGCCAGCCCAACUCGCCUUCAGGUUAUGGUCUUGGUGGGUCUUCCAUGGCUCUAUUCGGAAGAGUUGGUGGAGGUAUCUACACUAAGGCUGCUGACGUGGGUGCUGACCUUGUUGGCAAAGUUGAGAGGAACAUUCCUGAAGAUGACCCAAGGAACCCAGCUGUGAUUUCUGAUAACGUCGAUGGAAAUGUUGGUGAUAUUGCUGGAAUGGGAUCAGAUCUCUUUGGUUCAUAUGCAAAGUCUUCCUGCGCUGCUCUUGUUGUUGCUUCCAUCUCAUCUUUUGGAAUCAACCAUGAUUUCACUGCGAUGUGCUACCCACUGCUCGUGAGCUCUGCAGGCAUCAUUGUUUGCUUGCUCACCACACUCUUUGCAACUGAUUUCUUUGAGAUUAAGGCUGCAAACGAAAUUGAGCCUGCUCUGAAGAAGCAGCUCAUCAUCUCCACUGCUCUAAUGACUGUUGGUGUUGCGGUCAUCAGCUGGUUGGCUCUUCCAGCUAAGUUCACCAUCUUCAAAUUCGGUGCUCAGAAGGAAGUGUCCAAUUGGGGCCUUUUCUUCUGCGUGGCAGUUGGUCUAUGGGAUGGUCUGAUUAUUGGAUUUGUGACUGAAUACUACACUAGCAACGCCUACAGCCCUGUGCAAGAUGUUGCCGAUUCCUGCAGAACUGGUGCUGCCACCAACGUCAUCUUCGGUCUUGCUCUGGGGUACAAGUGUGUUAUCAUCCCAAUUUUCGCUAUUGCUGUCAGCAUCUACGUCAGCUUGUCCAUUGCUGCAAUGUACGACAUUGCAAUGGCUUCUCUUGGCAUGCUAAGCACAAUGGCAACUGGUCUUGCCAUUGAUGCUUAUGGUCCCAUUAGUGAUAAUGCUGGUGGAAUUGCUGAGAUGGCUGGCAUGAGCCACAGAAUCCAUGAGAGGACUGAUGCUCUUGAUGCUGCUGGCGCCACAUUUGCCCGGUGGAUGGCUGUGGAAAGAAAUUCUUCACGCACAAGCAUCUGCUGCAGCACUGCGAGUGACGAGUACCACCACCCUGCGCUGGCCGACGGCGUCCGGGCGCCGGAUCCAGAAGGAUCUGUCCCGAACUCAACGACGCACGCGACCACCAUGUCUUGCCCCUCCCGCCGCCGCCACACCGCGCCGCAAGAACGAACCCCAGCCCUCGACGCGCUCCGCACGCCGCCGCGAGGAUCCACAUGCCCCGCCGCCGCACAGCACGCUAGUCCGUCGCCUUCUCACGAUCGGCUGUCCCGCGCCAACCAUGUUGCGUGA